AUGACCCUUAAUUGCCUAACUUGCCAGGUCCUCAACAGGACAAACUCCUCUGGCUCUGAUAAUGAUAAUGUACGCAAGGACAAGGCUUAUAGGAAACUUUGUUGUGUAAACAUCAAUAUGGAGAGAAGCUGGUCUGGGAACCUAACUCCGCCGUCUUACGAGCAAAUCCAGGAAUCUUCUAUGUUUAUGCAGGAUAAGAAGAAGGUGAAGAUGUCCCUGGGGCAUCGCCGGCUUAUGAGUACAGGUGGGGUUGCAUAUGAAGGAAGCACCGAACCGCGCUUGGUGAGGAGCUCUGGAAUGAGAAGGGAUUGGAGCUUUGAGAAUUUGGCUCUCCUCAGAAACGAGAAGAAAGGGAGAAACUCUUAA
Messenger RNA from Prunus armeniaca (apricot), 366 nucleotides. The record is from the annotation of a GenBank genome assembly. Lineage: Eukaryota; Viridiplantae; Streptophyta; Magnoliopsida; Rosales; Rosaceae.